Molecule: messenger RNA, 906 nt
Organism: Ustilaginoidea virens
Lineage: Eukaryota; Fungi; Ascomycota; Sordariomycetes; Hypocreales; Clavicipitaceae
Exons: 2
Coding region: 1-906 (301 amino acids)
Source: RefSeq, a predicted model, not a curated record
AUGGUGUCUCUCUCUCUCCUGGCUCUUGCCCUCACCGCCGCCGCGGCUGCCAUGCCCAGAGCCCCCUCUGGCAAGGCCCCGGUCCCCAACUCCCUCUACGUCAACGGCAAGCUAAAAAGCAGCUCGUCGGCGGUAUCAAGCUCGACCCCCGACCUUUCUUGCAGCCCCAACGACGACGUGCUGCAAUGCGCUAAAAAGGUUGCCAAGGGGAUCCAGGCCAACACCGGCGUGCAGUUGGGCAACAAUUCUAUCUCGAGUCUUCCUGUCCCUAUCCAGUACAAGGUCGGCAUCUACGGUGCCGCGAUCGAUAUCGCCUGGAGCAGCACCUUGUUCAACUGCUCCGUUAGGCCCGAGGUAGUAAGCCAAGGCGAGGGCUACUUUUGCAACUCUGAUAAAUGCGUGCAGCAGUUCACGUUCAAGAGGUCCAAGACCGACACCUUUAGCCAGGGCUACUCCAUCAGCGCCACGGUUAAUACCGGCCUGCAGGUCGAUAUCUUUUCGGCCUCUGCCUCGAUUACAUCGACAUUUAACCAGAACUGGAGCAACUCCGUCACAACCGAGACGACAAUCCAGCGCACUAUUGAGAUGAAAGCCGGCCAGGUGUGCUUCCCGUCCACGGUGCAGCUGCGCAUGGACUGCCAGCAGACCCUCGCCCUGCGACCGGGCCGCAACACGGCCGACUUCGAAUUCUGGAGGGUGACGGCAAACAUGGCCCCCAACUUGGUCAGAGUCCCAGAUAUCUGCAAGAUCUGGGCGCCAUCCUUCCCUGUCCCGCUCGAGCCCCCCUCCAUCAUUGGCGACGCGGUGGGCAAGCUCUGCGCCGCCACCAAGCCGACCAAUGUCACGCUCUACGUGACCGCUCCUGGCGGCUCCCCCUGGUCAAUGGAGGGAUGCAUGCGUUCCUAG